AUUUACUAAAGCACUUCAUUAAGUAGACUUUCCGAUUCUUCUGCGAUUGCUAAUAUUCAUUUUUAAAUGAAUGCUUCACGAUUAUUGAACACGAUACAAAAACAAAUAAUAUACAGGAAUGCCAAUAUCAACAGCAUCAGAGUACUUAAAUUUACACGGAAAAAGAGGAAGCAUUUACUGCAUAAGUAUUGAUACAAAUUGAGCAUUAUCAGCAGCGUCAGGGUCCUUCCGUUUUCUAUAAAUACAAAAUCACUACUAGCUGUGAUAUAUUCUGCACUUUACACGCGAGAAGACUGUUCGCUCUAUUUGCAACCUGGCUUCAAAGGUUACGUGUCGUUAAAAUGACACGAACGGUAUGGAUUCUGAUAUUUACCGGCAUCGUUGCUGAUGCUAGUAUCAGAGACUAUCCUCUGAAUUUAGGAUGGUUGUUCGAUAGGGACAGUGAACCAGGUAUCCAACAAUCGAAAGAAGAACGUUCACUUUGUGAAACCCCAGAAUGUGUUGCACUUGCGAAGAUAGUGACAGAGAACAUGGACACCAGCGUGGAUCCGUGCGAUAAUUUCUACGAGUAUGCGUGUGGGAAUUGGGAAAAGCACAAUCCUCUUCCUGAAGGUUUACCGAGUUGGAGCCCUAUGAUGAGAGCGAGAGAAUUGGUGAACCAGCGUCUUCUGGAUAUAAUACAAGAGAAGUCAAAGUCUGACGACGUUCUGGGUUUGAAACUAUCCAGAAGAGCUUACAAUGCAUGCAUGGAUACAGACGAGUUGGAAAGAAGAGGAGUUCAACCACUUAUAUCUUCAUUAUGGAGAAUCGGUGGUUGGCCAUUAAUAAUGGAUGACGAUGAAUGGGACGAGGAAUUGUAUAAAUGGCAAUACGUCGAUGAUUAUUACGCUCAUUUGACUGGUCUGAAUGCCUUACACGACGUGCAAGUUAGCGCGCCGUGGGAUUCGGAAACUGAAGGAGAAGAAAAAUUCUUGGUGGUUAAUACACCCCAUAUACCGUAUAAAUCGUACUUGCUUGUCAGCAGCAGGGAAAUUGAUUGGGACAGCAGCGACGAAAAUAAUGACAGCGGAGGAGGAAGCGAAGAACGAGGCAGCGAAGAGAGGGGCAGAAAGGACGACAACAGCGAGGAAAACGAAGGAGAAGAUGAAGAUUCGCAGGAGAAGAAAUUAGUUAGUAGGAUUAACAAAAAAUUAGCUGUCAACAGAAGGAAGAGCGGUAAAAGGAAAUUGUCGGAGACACACGCCGAAAAGAGGACGAAGAGAACGAAGAGAGCAGCGAUUCGGUCGAAAGACAGGAAACACCAUGAAUGGACCAAGGUCAAUGAUCAAGGAAUUCGGCAUGAUAAGAGAGCUGACAAAUUAUCGCACAAUAAAAAAGUGUCCGUACAUAUCAGUGGUAAAACUCGUUUGAAAAACCAUGACUCGCGGAGAAAUGGAAAGAACGGAAGAACGAACGAUGACAUAUAUUUUGAUAAUCCUGUCACCGAAGACGAAGAUUCCGAUGAAAACGAGAACGAGAACGAUAGCGAGGAUUCUAACGAUGAAGAGGGCGGAGAGGAUAGAAAUGAUUCCAAUGAUGAAGACGAUUGGGGCAGUGGCAAUGGCAGCGGCGACGGAUCGGACGACGAAGACAGUGACUAUGAUGAUAGGGAUGAAAAAGAAAGGAAAAGAAUAGAAGAACUGAGGAGUCAAUAUAAAAAAUUUAUGCUGAACGUCACUAUGGCGCUUGUUGAAGCCAGAGGAGUCGAAAUUUCUGAGGAGAAAAUAAGGAAUAAUAUUGACGAUUUGCUGGAGUUCCAGUUAAGUCUUAUAAGGCUCAUAUAUACGGACCAUGAGCAGGGAAACCUUACAGUUGCAGAAUUUCAAGCGAGAUACGAUGACUUGAAACCAGUCACGAAUAAUGGCAAAAUAAAUUGGUUGAACAAGCUACAGAGUCUGUUCACAACGGCGGGAUUAAGCGUGGAUAAUGAUACGAGGAUCCUAACUAUAUCUCGUAGAUAUAUGAAAGGACUCCGCCAGUUACUGGAUAAUACACCGAGCAGAAUUAUCGUGAAUUACAUUCAUUGGAACUUCAUCAACAGAGCGAUAAAAGGUACCACGCAGGAGAUGAGAGACUUUUAUUAUAAUUGGUAUACGAACGAGGAACGCUCCGAGAAGAGAUCCAUGCAAUGCAUCGAGGACUUAGAGGCGAAAUACUGUUUAGGAUACGAAUACGUGAAACGAUAUUUCUCCGACAAGUGGCUGCAAGCGGCAUUGGACAUGAUCAGUGAUAUCCAAAAGGAGGUCGAAUACCGGGUGGAGGAAUCAACAUGGAUGGACGAUGCCACCAAAGAAUAUAUAUUAGACAAAUUGGUGUACAUGAAAGCGUUAAUCGGUUAUCCGCCUCAGUAUCGAAAUGCCACAAUCAUGCAGAAUCAUUUCAGAGGACUCAGCAUCAGCAAGUCCCAUUACGAGAAUAUGCUGGGUGUGAUGAGAUACAAGAAACGGGACAACCUGAGGAGCCUCAACACUACAAUGGAUGUCUCUAAUGAAGCUUUUAUAGAUCCAUUGGUUGUCAAUGCCUUUUAUAUUCCUGGUCUUAAUCUUUUUGAAAUAACAGCGGCUGAUUUUCAAAGUCCCAUGUACGGUCCAAAUCAGCCAUGGUACACCAAUUUUGGUAUCCUGGGAUUCAUAAUGGCGCACGAAGUAAAUCACGGGUUCGAUGAUAGCGGUCGUAUGUUUGAUAAGCACGGCGAAUUUGCUGAGUGGUUGUCUGCCAUGGCAGAAGCAUACGAGGACCGAGCGGAUUGCUUUAGAGAGCAGUACACCAAAUACAGCGUGGAACAAAAUAGAACAGCAAAUAUUCAAAUAGAGGAUUAUGGCUCUCAAACGUCCGGUGAAAACAUAGCCGAUACAAUGGGCUUGCAAGCUGUGUUCGGCGCUUACCAACGGAGGCUAAGGAAAUGCAAAGUGCCAGACCCAAUGUUACCUGGUUUACAGAACUUCACUAACAAUCAAAUGUUCUUCUUAUCCGCUGCCAAUGUGUGGUGUACAACUUACGAUAUGGAAAAAUUGAAGGGCCGAUUAAAGCAUGACCCUCAUAGCCCGGGCCCAUUAAGAGUAAUCGGCUCUCUGUCUAACUCCGAAGACUUCGCCAAAGCGUACAAUUGCCCGGAAGGGAGCUUUAUGAAUCCGAAAAAGAAGUGUAACAUAUGGAAAUAACAAUGCUGUAUUCGCUAUUAGUAGUUUCUGAUGUUUCUAAUGUUCAACGUUUGAUGAUGAUGUAUUGAUAAAAUGCAAUUUGUACAUGUAUUUCUUCUCUGCGAUCGAUUCAUGUAUGCUUGUGAAGAAAUAGAUGUAGAUCGUAAAUAUA
Messenger RNA from Nomia melanderi (Alkali bee), 3351 nucleotides. Its product is annotated as neprilysin-1-like. Gene Ontology annotation, cellular component: plasma membrane. The record is from RefSeq and is a predicted model, not a curated record. Lineage: Eukaryota; Metazoa; Arthropoda; Insecta; Hymenoptera; Halictidae. Gene Ontology annotation, molecular function: metalloendopeptidase activity. Gene Ontology annotation, biological process: protein processing.